AUGCAGCAAGCAGUAGCCUCUUGUUGUGGAGCUUUAAUAACAUCAUUAUUUGUAACUCCUCUUGAUGUUAUCAAAACUCGACUGCAAGCCCAAAGCAACCCAUUCCCUAAAGGAAAGUGUUUUGUGUACUCCAAUGGCCUUAUGGAUCAUAUAUGUGUUUGUGAAAAUGGGGACAGCAAAGCCUGGUAUAAAAAACCUGGGCAUUUCAAAGGGACCUUGGAUGCAUUUGUGAAAAUUACUCAAAUAGAGGGAAUGAAGUCACUGUGGAGUGGACUUCCCCCAACACUAAUAAUGGCACUUCCUACUACAGUAAUCUAUUUUACCUGCUAUGACCAACUGUGUGAAGCUUUGAAAGACAGACUGGGAAAGGAUGAUGAACGCAUUCCAGUUCUUGCAGGUUCCUUAAGCAGAUUCGGUUCUGUUACCAUGGUGAGUCCCCUGGAGCUGAUCAGAACUAGGAUGCAGUAUCGCAAGUUGUCCUACAAGCAGCUGUACCUGUGUGUCAGCACCAAAGUGGCUGCAGAUGGAUGGCUUUCCCUGUGGAGGGGCUGGAGUUCCACUGUUCUGAGAGAUGUGCCUUUCUCAGCAAUGUACUGGUAUAAUUAUGAACGUUUCAAGAAGAUGAUGUGCAAGGAAUUCAGUGUGCAUGAACCUACAUUUUUAAUUGCUUUUACUUCAGGAGCAGCAUCUGGCUCUAUUGCAGCUGUCAUAACUCUGCCAUUUGAUGUAGUGAAAACACAUAGGCAGACUGAACUGUGGGAGAGUGAGACCUUAAAAA
Molecule: messenger RNA, 778 nt
Organism: Acanthisitta chloris (rifleman)
Lineage: Eukaryota; Metazoa; Chordata; Aves; Passeriformes; Acanthisittidae
Product: solute carrier family 25 member 40-like
Exons: 8
Biological process (GO): mitochondrial transmembrane transport
Source: RefSeq, a predicted model, not a curated record